Molecule: messenger RNA, 4447 nt
Organism: Oldenlandia corymbosa var. corymbosa
Lineage: Eukaryota; Viridiplantae; Streptophyta; Magnoliopsida; Gentianales; Rubiaceae
Source: the annotation of a GenBank genome assembly
UGGCAUUUGGGUCAUCUGGCGUUGAUAACUUUUGGCUUUAAAGAAACUUUAUGCUCUAUAAUCAACCAUAGUUGUUUCAGGUUUCGACCCAAAUGUUUGAAGUGUAAGCUGAUAUACUGAUAAUCAUUAACUGGACUACAAAAUCCAAUUUAUGUAAGGGCUACUAUACACGGACCUAAGCAAAGCUGUCCAGAUAAAGCCUCAUCGUACCUGUGAAUUACAUUCUCAGGAGUCAGGAGUAAAAUUCAAAAUAAACUCCCAAGGGAUUUCAUCACACUCCCUUCCUUUCUUAAAAAGUUGGGAAGUAUACAAUCUACAUAGAGGAGGAUUUUUGUAGUAGAUUACGUUGUAAUAUUGGAUUCUCAACUGGAGAGUUUAGAUGUCGGAUAACUCAUGAUAUACUGAAGUAAUAGUUUUGUUUUGAUUUUUAAUUGAGGGGAAUAGAUAUCCAAAAAUUAUGUUCAGACUCAUUCUUCCCUUGACUGUGGAAGAAAGCUGACGCAAAAAUUCACAUGGCCACUCCAUUUCACGCCGCCGUCCUCCUUAUCCUUCUAUUCAUCUCCGCCACCACCUCUUCAGCCUACAAAGCCCAGCACCACGUCCGAUCGUCCAUAAAAGCUCAUCGGUUUCUUGGAAAAUUCUCCCAAUCCCACAACAAACCCUCUGGCCCAAACAUUCAACAGUACGAAUACGAGACCAGAUAUUUUGAGCAGCAGCUUGAUCACUUCAGCUUUGCCAAGCUCCCAUCUUUCCGGCAGCGUUACUUAAUAAACACUAAGCACUGGGCUGGACCUUCCCGUUCGGGCCCCAUCUUCUUCUACUGCGGGAACGAAGGCGAUAUUGAAUGGUUUGCGGCCAACACCGGCUUCGUCUGGGAGCUCGCUCCUCAAUUCGGUGCCAUGGUCAUUUUCCCUGAGCAUCGGUAUUAUGGGGAGUCAAUGCCAUAUGGAAGUCGUGACAUUGCGUAUAAGAAUGCCAGUACUUUAUCAUAUCUAACAUCAGAACAAGCGCUUGCGGACUUUGCAAUUUUGAUCACUGAGCUUAAACGGAACCUCUCUGCGCAAGCAAGCCCUGUUGUCUUGUUUGGGGGAUCAUAUGGAGGAAUGUUAGCUGCAUGGAUGCGUCUCAAGUAUCCGCACAUAGCUAUUGGGGCAUUGGCUUCUUCAGCGCCAAUACUUCAGUUUGAAGAUAUUGUGCCACCUGAAACAUUCUAUGAUAUUGUCUCCAAUGGUUUUAAACGCGAAAGCAAAAGCUGCUUCAACACAAUCAAAGAGUCUUGGAAUGCAAUUGCAUCAAAGGGUCAGGAGAAUAAUGGACUUCAUGAGCUUACUAAGACAUUUCAUUUUUGUCGGAAACUGGAAAGCACCAAUGAUCUUUCUGAUUGGCUGGAAUCUGCUUAUAGUUAUCUAGCAAUGACCAAUUACCCAUAUCCUACUGAUUUCUUGAUGCCUUUGCCAGCUAAUCCAAUAAAAGAGUUAUGCAGGAGGAUAGACAGCUGUCCUGAUGGUACUAGUAUCUUUCAGCGUAUUUUUGAAGGGGUGACUGUGUACUAUAACUACACUGGAACAGUAGACUGCUUUAACAUUGAUGAUGAUCCUCAUGGUAUGAGCGGGUGGGACUGGCAAGCUUGUACUGAGAUGGUUAUGCCUUUUGCUAGUAAGAACGGCACUAGCAUGUUUCCAGUCUAUGAGUAUAAUUAUACUGCUGAUGAAGAGUACUGUCUGCAAGCUUUUAAUGUCAAACCAAGGCCCAUGUGGAUUUCUACUGAAUUUGGUGGACAUGAUUUCAAAAAUGCUUUAAGAACAUUUGGAAGUAAUAUCAUUUUCUCAAAUGGUCUGUUGGAUCCCUGGAGUGGUGGAAGGUGACAUGCGAAACCAUUUUACUUUACAAUGCUCUACUCUUUAUGACGUGUCUUACGAUCCAUUCAUUUGAAUUUGAUGGAAUUUGCAGUGUUUUGGAGGAUGUAUCGGAAACCAUUGUUGCCCUUGUUACAGAAAAAGGUGCUCAUCAUUUGGAUUUACGAGCGGCAACAGAUGAAGAUCCUGAUUGGUUGGUCGAGCAGAGGGAAACGGAAGUGAAGUUGAUUAAGAGAUGGUUGAAGGAAUACUAUGCGAAAAUUGGAGGAGCGUUCUCCAUGUAAACUAACUAAUCAACAGUUGGCCAUCAUUCUAAACAUGGUCCAAUAAAUGUGUAGUUUGAAAGACCUUCAGAAAUUAUGAGACCAAUGUCCGACAAUGUAGGUUUUAACUUCUUCACUUGCGUGGGAGCUAUCCAGAUGAUUGGAGAGUAUAAUAAUUAAUUUAUGAUGUUGAUUUGACAACCGCGUAAGGAACACAUAUAUCCAUACAAAAAAAUAUGAACAACCUGUAAAAAUGUAAGCCUUCAAAACCACAUUCAUUUAGAAGUUGGAAAAUUGUCAAGGAAAAGGCUGUUUGAAGCCAAUGGAACUAUAUUUAUUGAUUUGGCUCUUUGAUGCAGUAAAGCCAAAAGGCUGUUAGCUUUUAGCUCCCGUUUGUGUGUUGUCUCAGUGGCACCCCAUACUUGCUCCACUUACAACAGGGUAUAUAGUACCAGGCUUCUUUGCAAUAACAAAUUCAAUGGAAAGAAAUUUUUCAGAAGAUUUACUCCUCUACUUAAUCUGGAUCUCCCACAUUAUCCACUUACACGGUACACCUGAAAGACAUUCCAACAUUUCGUUCACUUGAUCCUUUUUUUGGAAAGGAAUUCUGUCCAGAGAAUUAAACCACAGCAUCAAACCAGAUCAGGCAUCCAAAUACACUGAUUUGACGAAUACUAUAGAUGACUAUCUUCAUUUAGUAAACUUUUAAUAUCUAAUGCUUCAAAUGUUCUGCAUAACAAAACUGAAUAAUUCAUUGCGAAGCAUCCAGAAUUUCCAAGAGUAAAGAUAACAAUCACAGGAAAAUCCCUAUAGUCGACACAAUUGAAUGAUCUGUAUUUUUAAGCUAGAAAUCUAAAAGUGAUCUGCAAAGUGCAAAAGAAGAAGAACACUAUUCAGACCAAAAUUCUUAUUGAAGUUGCAAUAUCUUUUUACCCUGUCUAAUACGAAAUUCCUAGGAAACAUUAAAAAUUCAUCCUAAUGACCAAUUUAAACUCUCUGGAAUAAAAAUAAACACUUCACAUGCGACCCAAACGCCAUGACAAAUGUGAUUAAGAAAAUUUCAAACCAAAAUAGAUAUGAAAAUUACAUCAUCCUUUAUGAUACUACCGACUCAGAUGUCAUGUCGAAACAACAUCAAUUGGCUAAUAUAUGUCCUAAAGCCAUACGAACAAAAUCAAGGCUCCCAAACAGUACUUUGACAUCUUUGCACCUAACCCUUAUUUUUCAAUCAUUCCCACAAAAGCCAAGAGCUUUCAUCUAACACUUCAAGACCAUGGCAAGUUUUUAUUAAAGUUAUAAGGGUAGCAGACUAAACCAACAUCAUAAAUUUGAAAAUUCAAGAAUUGGGAAUAUUUGAAAGGUUGUAUUUCAAUGUCCUACUUUGGUUUUGCCCAGAGUAUCUUAAAAUAUAGCAUCACAAAUGCAUAAACCAAUCAUUAAUAUUAGAUUUGAAUUCUAUAUUAAUAAAAUAAUCUCAUUUUUUACAUCGAAUGAAAUUGAUGAAAUACAGUCACUCCUUAUACAUAUUAAUGUAUAAAUCAUAGUUUGAUUUGCCAUAACACGAACAAACUAUCAUCUUCAGAAAAGUAAUCAUGUACUGAAACUAAUUUGACAAGGGGAAUUUUUGUUAAACUAAUUUACAUAAAUUCAUCUAAAUAAAGAAAACUCCCUAUGAGACAUUUUAGCAAACACUUUGUAAACCUCUUAAAAUUAUACACACACGUACCAAACUGAAACCUUCCUAGAUUUUCUAGUAGUGUUGUUUCUAAGCAUAAUUGACCUGUUUGUGAGCACAGAUAAUCAUGCCUCUUGCCCCUUCUGGUUCAACUAAAAUGGGAAUUUUGAACCAAACGGUCAGCAAUCAGUAUCAUCGCCAUAAAAACUAAAGCCGUGUUUUCAAUUGAUUAACCUACACAAAUUUAAUUAAAGUGGAAAGAACAAAGAUUGUUAAAGAAUUCUCCCAAAAUCAUAACCUUUUUUUAUGGAAAAUUUGGUUGCGUUCAAUCAAGAAGGAAUUAAGUACAAAUAUUUGAAGAUAACUCAAAAUUCGGGAGGAUUUAGAAGGUUGUAAAGGUUGACCACAAAAGUUGUCCGAUGUAGCGACCAAACUUUCGAUUCCCUUCCCGGUGCCAACGGUUACCCUCUCCUUCCUGAGAAAUACGAACCUGAAUUUUGGGGCAAGUUUUCUCUUGAAAGAAUUCUUGCGCCGCUUUUUCUUCCAAGGGAUUCGUUGCUCUACGACUAAAAAUUGAACAAGGGGAAGCCGGAAUCUUUUGGGGUGGGCGAAAAAGAAAGGAUGAAAAGGCACGAAAUGGCACCGCCGGAAAC